Messenger RNA from Ruditapes philippinarum (Manila clam), 2129 nucleotides. RefSeq lists its product as uncharacterized. The record is from RefSeq and is a predicted model, not a curated record. Lineage: Eukaryota; Metazoa; Mollusca; Bivalvia; Venerida; Veneridae. The transcript is spliced from 2 exons. Bases 974 to 1915 code for a protein of 313 amino acids.
AUUAUGCAUUAAAAUUUUUGAUUUUAUUUUUUAUUAUUCAUUUUUAUUCAAUUUUUUAUUUUGCUUUUAUUUCUUAAGGUACACUUUAAUGUCGGUAAUAUGUUAUAACAGAAGGCAUAAGAACAAAUACAGAUAGGAAGAUCUAAGUUAACCAAUCUAUGAUAAUCGCUUUAACAAGAUAAUUAAUCCUAUUUCAGACCUUUCGAUAGUAAAUGUUACAAAAGAAAUUUUAACACUAUCAGUAACCAUAAGCUGAUUUGUCUUGAACUUACAGGGUUUCAGUUAAUACUUUUAUUAACAAGUAAACAUUGUUUCAUUGGAUGAUUCCAAAUUUCGUUACACGAAAUUAAAAUUGAUUGGUUAAAAUUCCCUAAGGGAAUUAAGGGUCACAUGAUGUACAGUAAAAUUGAUUGGUCUAUUAUUGUUAUGGAAGUUGUUGUUCUAAAGUCCUUUCCUCUGAAGAGCCAUAGAUUGUAUGACUCUGGUUUGAAAUAGUUUAAAAAAUAGUUUGAAAAUAAAUUGAGGAAAAAGGACAUCUUUUUGUAUUUUAGGUAAGUCAAAUAUUUUAAGUUAAUGUUAAGAGAAUGUUGUACUUUGUAAUUUUUGGGUGUUAUAACUUAUGUUCUGACUUAAAUGUAUAUGUAAUUGUUUUAACUACAUGUAGAAGUUAUUUAAUAUAUUACUUUCUUAGAUAAUAACUUAAGAUUUGUUAUUGGUAGCACUUGGCGUAAUUGUUUAAACUUUUCGUUCAACUAGUCGUUUCGUUUAAUUUGACCAGUUGGCAUAAUUUAAUAGAAAAGUAAACAUGGCGCUUUCUGUCAGUAGAAUUUAUUUCCGGAAACUUUAUAUUGUUAUUAUUUGUUGUACAAGAAUUCCCCUAGUACCAAAGCAGAACACUUGGUGGGGUAGUGGAUGAUUCCGACCUCUCAAAUUAGCAAGCGAGUAACCAGUAAAAUCAGCAAGCGAGUAACAAAUGCCACUUUCGUCUAGACCGUCAAAUUAUAGUUUGAGAAGUGUACAAACUCCGCCUACUGAGCCAGAACAGCCACAAGACCUUGGUUUGCCAACAUCAACAACACGUGAACCUGGUUUUUUUCCAAUGGCAGGUGCAUUUAGGAUGGAGGAUUUUUACGGGGAUGGGACACAGGAUAUUGUCCGUUAUCUGAGACGAUUCGAUGAAUACGUUAGAGCAACGGCUCUUAAAGAUGAACAGGCUGUCGCAUCACUUGCCUGGCAUUUGAAAGGCUUGGCAAGAUUAUGGUAUGAAUCGCAAAACAUAAGACCAGAAAGAAUAAAUGAACUGAAAGAUAUGUUGGUUGCAAAAUUCAAAAUUGAAAAAGAAGCAAGUCUAGAUAUUUACACUAUGAAACAGUCACCUGGUGAGACUUUGAACCAGUUUUUAAAUAGGCUUGAACAAGCUACAUACAUCAACAACAUUCCUGAAAAUGUACAAGUUCAAAUCGCACUUAAAGGUAUGGAAGGGAUGGUUGGCCAGGCAAUGGGGGCGCACGCUCCAAAAACAUUACAAGAAGUUCGAAAUUUGGCUGCCAGGAUGGGGGAUAUCCAUGGAAACAUAGGUGAUCGUGCCCAGAUUAAUGUGACAGAAACUUCUAAACUUGAACAGACAGUUGAGCAGUUGGUAGCAGCUGUAACAAAGUUGACAACAGAAAAGAACCGUGAAGGAAACAAUGAAGACAGACACUAUAAGAAUAAACAACAACAGGCUGUUCCGUCAUGUCAUCGUUGUGGAGGUAGGUGCUAUUCUGCUAAUUCUUGUAGAGCAAUGGGCAAAACAUGCUAUAAAUGUAAUAAAUUGAACCAUUUCGGCAAUAAAUGUAGAAGUUCAAAAUUCGGGCAUAACAAUAAUAGUUCUUUUAACAAAAAGUCUUGGAACCAGUCAAAUAAUACACAAUAGGGGUGCGUGCCUGUCUGCAGGUCACAGCCAGUAGAUAGGCAUAACAGUAUAGUUUACAAGCAAAUUGAUAACAACUUAAACAGUGCUAAAACUAAGGGAAAACAAACAAGAUUUUAUGAAAGAAAGUCUGAUAGUGCUCAUGUGUCAUAUAUUGAUCCAAAAUUUUCAACUAUAAUGACUAGAAACACAGUCUCUGUUAGUAUCAAUAACACAA